AUGCAAAGUAAGAAGAAUUCUGAAGAAAAAAAAUGGGACACUAUACUUCCACUAAAAGUAAUGAUCUGUCCGACUCGGAAAAGACUAAAUAGUAUUGAGCGUGUUACACAGGUUAUUGCAGAUAUGAUCGUGUCUGAUUACGUACCGCUAAAUAUAGUUGAAGGUCAAAGGUUUCCAGCGACUGCUCCAGAUUACACCGUACCAUGUAGAAAGACAAUUCGAUCAAGGAUCCAGAAACGCUACGAUGUUGAGAGAGACCAUUUAAAAUCUGAACUUGAGUGUGUGUCAUCCGCAGCUAUUACAACAGACACCUGGACCUCCACCUCUACAGAAAGUUAUAUCACUGUAACUGAACACCAUGUUAGUGAGAAAUGGGAACUUAAGUCUAAUGUGCUGAUGACGCGUGCUAUGCCGGAACGCCAUACCGGAGAGAAUCUCGCGAACAGACUGAAGGACUGUGUUUCAGAGUUUGACUUGGAUAGUAAAGUGAAAACUUGUGUUCAUGAUAAUGCGCGAAAUAUGGAUUGUGCUGGGAAAUUAUGUGAGGACUGGGGAGAUCUGGGAUGCUUCGGGCAUACAUUACAGUUGUGCUUAAAACCAGCUAUGGAAUUAACAGCAGUGUCUAAAGUGAUAUCCAGGUGUAGGAAAUUAGUCGGACAUUUCAAGCACUCCACAACACUUACAGCUGAAAUGCACGAACGACAGAAGGCAAUGGGAGUUCCUGAGCAUACGCUGGUUCAAGACGUCGUAACACGGUGGAAUUCUACUUACCAGAUGAUGACCCGUUUAGUUGAACAGCGAAGAGUUGUGUCAGACAUUCUCCUAGAUCCAAAGUUAAGUAAGAAAGAGGACAGUGUUCUAAACUUGAAGGAAUAUGAGUGGGAUCUGAUAGGUGAACUUAGUGACAUUCUUCGCCCAUUAGCGGAUACUACCGAUUACAUGUGUACGGAACGCUGUGUUUCAGUAUCUGAGAUUUAUCCCAUAGUGUGCGGACUGGUGAACAGGCGUCUUGUAGCUUCAAACACGGACAGUAACACUGCGUCGAGAGUGAAAGAGGUGAUACGCGAAGAUUUGAUACGACGUUACCAGCCUUCAUCAGACACGGCGGCAGAGUCAACGGCAGCACUAGGCGCUCUUCUGGACCCACGGUAUAAGAAGUUGCCAUUCUUCUCCUCCCAGCAACGUAAGAUCACACAUGGUGCUCUCGAAUCUUGUCUUGAAGACCUGCCGCUCAGACUUCCCGCCAGUGACGUAAACAACUGCGAGGAAACACCAUCAAAGCGCCGUAAGUUAGACUUUCUCGAUUUCGGUUCACCUGAACGUACCUCAGAGGACGAGGUACAGAGUUACCUAAGUGAAAAAAUGGUGUCGGGCACUGAUCCUCUUCUUUGGUGGAGAGAUAAUGAGGAGAGAUUUCCCAAAAUUGUAAUCGUUGCAAAAAGAGUUCUCGCAGUUCCUGCAACUUCUGUACCUUCAGAACGGAUAUUCAGCGCAACGGGACUACUCAUUAACAAGUUGAGAAAUAGACUAUCUAGCGAGAUAGUGGAAAACAUAAUCUUUUUGAACAAAAAUGAAGUGAACAUUACUGAAGCUGAUUAA
This is a messenger RNA of Mercenaria mercenaria, 1599 nucleotides long. RefSeq names its product E3 SUMO-protein ligase ZBED1-like. Gene Ontology annotation, molecular function: protein dimerization activity. The transcript has a single exon. The record is from RefSeq and is a predicted model, not a curated record. Lineage: Eukaryota; Metazoa; Mollusca; Bivalvia; Venerida; Veneridae. Bases 1 to 1599 code for a protein of 532 amino acids.